UGGUGGAGAGCGGUAGGGGCCAUUCCAGGGGUAUGCAUGAGUGAGAGAGAGUGUUAGCAGUCUAAGCACUAAUGACAAGUUUUAUUCUCCUGUUUUUGUCUUUUUAAAAUGUGGAGGUUAAGACUAUGAGAGGUGUAGAUGGCUUCUGGGGUGCAAUCAUUUUAAUACUGAAGAAUGUGGCGUUAGCGGCCAGGACCUCGCUGGGCUGCUCUGAAUGAACACAGGACGACACAGGAAACUUUAAAACAAUUCCCGUCAAAGCAGAGCCCCGCGUUGUUGCUGGGCUGAAACUCGCUGGCUUGUCAUUGCCUCCAAAAAUUCAGAUUGAAAUGGAUUUGUCUGUUAUGCCUUUUUUUCCCACCUAUCCCUCUCUCUCUCCCUCUCCAGCUCUCUCCCAGUGUCUCUUGCCUACAAUAGCAUAGUGGCGAGAUCUGCUCAUUGCAGAAUUCCGUUGAUUGGCGAGAGAGCCAAAGGGAAAAACGGGAUCAAAGUUCGCUGACAUGCUGCGGCGAUCAGGUGCACUGUGAGAAGUCCGGGGGGAGGAAAAAAAAUGUCUGGCCGUGAUCUGCGGAUGGAAGAAUGAAGCACCCGGGAACUUUUUACAGAUCUGGAAGAGUCGUACCCCUGUGAUUGUGAGCAUUCAUGUGGGGUUCAGGGAGGCUUGGUUGCGAGACAAGACCAAUCAUUUGUCCUGAUUCCCUGGGCUGAGAGGAGGCAAACAGAGGGGGACGGGACGAGCAAACCCCUCUAUCAAGACCUGAUCUAUUUCCCCAAACAAUUUAGUGUAUUCAUGAGGUUACGCAAAUGUGGAGGCAGCGAAAUUACCGUAAUCAAUUGAAACAGCAAGUGCGCUUCCAUGGCUCUGAUUAUGUGAAGAUCAUCUAUCAGCCUGAUGUCUAUGUAGCGAAGAAAGGGGGGCACUGAAUUACUGUUGAGUUUCAGUGAGAAGUCCAUGAUCAUUGGGCAAAGGGAGUUUGGUCAGUGAUAAUAGGGCUCCUUGGUCUGGCGACAGAAGUAUUUUUCCAAACAUUAGAUAGCUGACUCUGUCCUGCUGGAAGGUGCUGUUUUGAAACUAAAACCCACACUGUCCAGACGAUCUGGUGUGCCGUGCUCUCCCAGAUAUCCUUUUUUUUCACUUGACAAAGGAAAAAAAAGGCGAACCGCAGGUCCUGAGGAUAAACUGAGGAUGGAGGUCAGGUACAACCAAGAGACGGAAGGGAUGGUGCUGAAGAAUGGACUAAAGGAGGGAAAGGAUGGCAAGGACUCCCAGGGCAGCUUGUCCAAAAGCUUCCUCAAGGAGCAGCAGGACUCCUUUUCCCCUUCUGGGACUCUGGACAACUGCGAGAAGAACAGAGGGAGCACAGGGGACCCAGACUACUGCCGGAGAAUCCUGGUCCGAGAUGCUAAAGGCUCCAUCCGAGAGAUUAUUCUGCCGAAGGGUUUGGAUUUGGACCGGCCCAAAAGAACCCGCACCUCCUUUACUGCAGAGCAGCUCUACCGGUUAGAGAUGGAGUUCCAGAGGUGCCAGUACGUGGUUGGGAGGGAACGGACUGAACUGGCCCGCCAGCUCAAUCUGUCUGAAACUCAGGUGAAGGUGUGGUUCCAGAACCGGCGCACUAAGCAGAAGAAGGACCAAGGGAAGGACUCUGAGCUGCGUUCAGUGGUUUCAGAAACAGCAGCAACCUGCAGCGUCCUAAGACUGCUGGAGCAGGGGCGGCUGCUGACACCUCCGGGCUUGUCAGGCCUUCUACCCCACUGCAGCAGUGGCUCUCUGGGCUCUGCCCUGCGCCCUCCCUCCAUGGCCAUGGCCAGCAAUGGCAGCAAUAACAGCAACAGCAGUGGUGGAGGCAGCACUGGCACGGCAGGCGGCAGCCCUCCUCUACCCACUGUCACCAGCUCAGGGACAGUGGCAGGCCUGCAGAGCUCAUCUGCAGCACACAGCCUCUUCAGUUUCCCCAUGCCCUCCUUACUCAGUGGCGUCGCCACCCGCAUUUCCUCCAAUCCCCUGUCCAUGGCUGGAUCGCUGGCUGGAAACCUGCAGGAACUUUCCGCCCGCUACCUGAGCUCUUCUGCUUUUGAGCCUUACUCGCGGACCAAUGGCAAAGAAUCAAUGGAUAAGAAAAUUCUGGAAUGAUGCCUUGUUUUCCCACAGAUGGAUUCCUGUUUCCUCUGGACAUGUUUCGGUUGUUUCCUUGGCUUUCAUUGUCUGUGUUUGGUUUUGCUCAGUCUCUACCAUCUAUCUGUGUCAAGUUCUGUAGCAGUUCAUGUAUUCCAGUUGCACAUCUGGCACCUUGUACAAGGAGAAAAACAAAGACCUGUACAAGCUCAUCUAACAAGGACAGGGUGGCAAUGGGAGGAUUUUGCACAAAAUAUUCAUAAGUAACUAAAGAUAUACAGACAUUUAGAAAGGCCCACUUUGAGGUGAUCAAUGAGGGAUCUUUCAGGUUUCUGAUUAUAAAAUCUGUAGUUCUAUCUGUUGGUCAAUUAUAAUCAUUUAGACAGGGUCUUAGAGAACAUGGCUGCUUCAUGCCACAAAACCUCCACAAGGGGAAGUGGCACUUGGUUUACAGCAAGGGAUAUAGGAUUGGUGACAGAAAGUGUGAAGUGAUUGUACCUUAUUGAAUUUAGUUUCAUUAUUUGAUUGUGUUGGGUAGUUGCAUGUCACCGCAGUGAGUACAUAAAGAGAAAGAGCAGCAGCAGUUUGUGAGACCCUGUCAGCAAAUCAGAAUGUUUAAAAUUUGAAAUGCGUCAUAACUUUUUUUCAACAAAGAAAUUGGGGAAGAAAAGUGCCUAUGUUUGAAGGUCACUGCAAGGCCAGUGUCAGCGUGAAACCCAGUGCAUUAGACACGCGAAUACAAUUUGCUUAUGCAGAUACCUCUUACAAAUAUUGAUCUUACAAAAGAGAUCAUUUGUAUAUCCAUUUGUAUUAAAUUUGGACCAAACCAAAACAUAAUCCAGAAAAGGUGUUGUCAUACAGUAUGAUGGUUCAAUUGUUCAGUGUUGUUUUCUCUGUGGUUUGGAGAAGAUUUUUUAACAUUUUACAACAAAAUCUUCGCUUUGUGGCAAUUUCUUUGUCAAGCUGCGGCACCUGACUUUUUUUUUUCGUCUGUGAUUUUAAUACCACUGGAAGUUCUCAGAGUUUCGGUGUACAGUUUUGAUUUCAUGUGGAAGCUAAUUCCAGGAAUGAGUUGCUGAAAGGGCGAGUCCUAAAAAGGGCUUUUCAGCAUCAGUAAGCUGCUUGCUUUGUUGAACACUACAAGGUUUUUCAUUCAUUGAGGCUAUAGUAACAUUUCCUCUCUUUGUGAAAUUUUCAGAAUCCACAGCUUUCAUAAGAAGAUUUACGCAGACUGAUGCAUGUAAAGACUGAAUGGAAUUAUUGUAGUAUAAAAAGUACUGGAAAUGAGAAAAGUACCUUAAAAUUGUUAUUUUAUUGUAAAUUAUUCAAUUCUGUAAUUAAUAGACUAUUAGUGUCUGGAAAAUAAUGAAUGAAUGUAUUUGCAGGGUUGAGGAAUCAAUCAAAAGCUCUUUGGUGCUGUCUUUGUGAAAUAUCUUGAAAUUUGUGAAACGUGUGGUACAAAUGUGCAUAUAUAUAAUGUAUAUGGAUACAGACAAAGUGUGAUUUUCCUUUUUCUUUCAUACAUGUUGCUAUGAAUUGAGUUAUGAUAAAUUUCAUGACUGUUAUACCUCCAUGUUUUCUACACUAUUUUUGGUAAUAUGACUUUCUAAUGUUGUUAUCUUUCGCCCUUUGAUUACAGUGGAACAAUAUGUAGAGCUGGUGGUUUAAAUUCAAACUUGUCUUAUGAUGGUAAGAUUAUAAAGUGGGUCAAGAGGUUUUAAAAAAAAUUACAGUAAGACUAAAACUUUUAAAUCAAUUUCAUUAGGACACCAAUGUUGAUCAUCAAUUAUUUUUGCCAUUUACUUUAUUUAUUAAUACACAAUGUCAGAAAUUAGUGAAAAAAUGACAUGACUGUCCUUAUUCCCAAAAGUCCAAGCUGAUGUCUUCAAAUGUCUUGUUUUCCUAUGACCAACUGCCCAGAACCCAGAGUUAUCCUGAGUUAAGAUCUAAAAUAAAGAAGGCAGGAAAUUCCCACAUUGAAAUCUAUAGAAUCUGAGAAUGAAAAAAAGUUCUUUGUCAAUUUAAUUUUGUAUUCCUUUUUUAUUAUAAGCUCAAUAUUUGAUAUUUGUAUGAAAGUGUUUUAUUAUUGUGACUAAGGGGAAACUAGUAAAACAUCCAAAGGUCAAAUAAAAGAGUUGCCAAAGUGUCCUUGGGCAAGAUACUGAACCCCAAAUUGCCCCUUCUCAUAGAGAAAAGUGCUGCAUAUACAUUAGAUGCACUGUAUGAAUGUGUGUGUGAAUGGGUGAAUGUAAAACUGUACUACUAAGCGCUUUGAGUGGUCAUCAAGACUAGAAAAGUUCUAUAUAACACAGACAUUUACCAUUUACUGCUGUGAGCUUAGAAUAAUAAGCUUCAGGAGCAACACUGAGUUUUGCUUCUCAGGCAGGCGGGCCCAAGUUUUUUAAUAAGUGAUCAACACAUCAUUCGGUCUAAACCAGAGAAAGGCUGUCACCACUAAAAGCUGAGCACUACCUUGAUCUUGUAUGUUUUGAGGGUUCAAAAAUCAUUUAGAGUGAAUACUUCUCGUAAAAUAGACUAGAAUUGAACAACAAUAAAGGGAAGAACAGUGUUUCCUCUAGUAAAAAACAUCUAUCAAUAAAGAGCUCUGUCAUUGAAACUAAAUCAUUUUAGAUCCCUCUCUGUUUGGACAGCCAUUAUUAAAAAAAAAAUUUUUUUAUCAGGAUAUUAAAUGUACAAAAUUUGAGUUUUUAACAUCAAUCACAGUCAAUCAUUAAUCUCACUCUCCACUGAUGAAGACAAUGACGUGUGGAGGAAAACUUUAGAAAAAGUUAAUGAAGUUCAGAAUUUUAAACAACUGUUUCCAAAGUUAGCACAACUGUCUCGUGUGGCAUUCACAGUUUUAGUUUUGCUUGUAGUGGGAAUAAAGAAACUUUCAUUGUACCUCCCACUUCUGAAACCAAACCUAUGCCCUGAGACGCAGUGACAUUAGCUUACUGUUCACACUUAAUCUGUGCACUUAAUAGGAGUUGAGUCUGCAAGGGGACGAAAGGUCCUGGAUGAGCCUGCUGUGUGGUGACCGAGGUAUGCAGCAACAGAGCUUUACUGGUUGUGCCAUCAAAGAGAGAAAAACAUCUUUCCAUGACACCAUGAAAAGAGUCAGGUCAUCUGUUUUGUUUUUUUAAAGUGUCUUAAAUAAAAGCUGGAAAACACAUUUUAGAGCAAUAUCAAAUCAUAAAUCCAGAGCAACUGUAUUCAAAGGAGUAGCAGAGGAUAUACACCACAAGCCCCUGUUCAGCAGCGUGGCCUCAUCAGGAUGGUGUGUGUCUGCUGUUGCCAGUGGUGAAAAGUGAUGAUAUAAAUGUAAUCAAGUAGUGUACCUGUACCUGUAUCUGUACAUAUUUCCAAUCAAUGAUAUUUUCCACUUAUACAAUUUGAAUUCAGUUCAAAGGAAAUUGUGCUUUUAAUCCAUAAAAUAUAUGUAAUAACUGUG
This is a messenger RNA of Hippoglossus stenolepis (Pacific halibut), 5567 nucleotides long. It is a transcript of the gene vax1, whose product is annotated as ventral anterior homeobox 1. NCBI's taxonomy places the organism in Eukaryota, Metazoa, Chordata, Actinopteri, Pleuronectiformes, Pleuronectidae. Gene Ontology annotation, molecular function: DNA-binding transcription factor activity, RNA polymerase II-specific; DNA binding. The record is from RefSeq and is a predicted model, not a curated record. The coding region runs from base 1187 to 2134 and encodes 315 amino acids. Gene Ontology annotation, biological process: central nervous system development; brain development; neuron differentiation. The transcript has 3 exons.